UCAAGUCCCGGAGAUUUAGUAUCUCUUUUUUCAGUCUUUGGGGCUUUUAAAAAAGAGCCACUAGUCUCAAUGCGGAGCGGGCUAUGACAGCCUCCGUGCUCCUCCACCCCCGCUGGAUCGAGCCCGUCAUGUUCCUCUACGACAACAGCCUGGAUGAGAUCAAUAAGAACAUGGACGGGUUUCACGCCGGCAGCAACUUCGCGGCGGCUGCGGCGGCCAACCCGUGCCGCAACCUGAUGGCUCACCCUGCGCCCCUGGCCGCCCCCAGCGCCGCCGCCUACACGUCGAGCGAGGCCCCCGCCGCCGGCAUGGCCGAGCCCGCUGUCAAGCAAUGCAGCCCCUGCUCCGCCGCCGUGCAGAGCUCAUCCGGCGCCGCGCUGCCCUACGGCUACUUCGGCAGCGGCUACUACCCGUGCCGCAUGACCCACCACAACGCCAUCAAGUCCUGCGCCCAGCCCGCCUCCACCUUCGCCGACAAGUACAUGGACACGUCGGUCUCCGGCGAGGAGUUCACGUCGCGGGCCAAGGAGUUCGCCUUCUACCAGGGCUACGCGGCCGGGCCCUACCAGCCGGUGCCCGGCUACCUGGACAUGCCCGUGGUGCCCACCAUCGGCGGCCCCGGCGAGCCGCGCCACGACUCCCUGCUCCCCAUGGACAGCUACCAGCCGUGGGCCAUCACCAACGGGUGGAACGGGCAAGUGUACUGCCCCAAGGAGCAGAGCCAGCCGCCUCACCUCUGGAAGUCCACCCUCCCUGACGUCGUUUCGCAUCCCUCGGAUGCGAACUCGUACAGACGUGGGAGGAAGAAGCGAGUGCCCUACACAAAGGUGCAGUUAAAAGAACUCGAAAGGGAAUAUGCUACAAAUAAAUUCAUAACCAAAGACAAACGGCGGAGGAUAUCGGCGACCACGAAUCUGUCAGAGCGACAGGUCACAAUCUGGUUCCAGAACAGAAGGGUCAAAGAGAAAAAAGUCAUCAACAAAUUGAAGACGACCAGUUAAUGGAUUAACCGUGGAGAAGCGGCAGCUCGGAAGGAUCCGAACUUUUUUCCUUUCUUUUUCUUUUUCUUUUUUUUUUUUUUUUCCUUUUUUUUUUUUUUUUUUUUUUUUUUUGUUCAGAUUUAAAUAAUUAUUAAUAAUAAUUAAAAAGAAAAAAAAAAGAAAAGAAAAGACAAUGAACUUCUUCUCUCAGAACAAGCGAUCUGUAUCCUUGGAAUUAUAGAAUUUUUUGAAAAAAAAAAAAAAAGAUUGCUGUAGCAAAUGGUUAAAGCUGACAGUUCUCCUGCAAACCCAAGCAGACAGUGUAACUGCCAAACUGAAGCCCACAUCCCCCGCCGAGAGAAGCGCUUGCAGUUCAGACACACCAUUUUCCGAGCAACUUGUAAGUACUUCGGUGACCUUCCUGUUUGAGAACGCUCGUCGUGGCCACGAUGGGAGCUGGUGAACGUCAGGAGCUCGAUGCGUACACAUAAGCUUGUUUUCUUCCAUUGCAAUCCAAACUGUAUGUUGAAUGACUGCUCAGGUAAACCAUAGUGAAAAAAAAAAAUACAAUUACUGUAUGUUUUAAAGCAAUGCAUUUAGUGUUAAAGAAAAAGAAAGAAAGAAAAAAAAAAGUAAUAAUAAACCUCGAAGGUACUGAAUAAGGAUUUCAGAGACAUCAGUAAUGAAGGAAGCUCUGUGGAGGAUCUAUCCUGAUAGCAAAUUAGAACCAUCGCAAACAGUGGGGAUAGAAAGGGAAUUAUUUGCUUGGAGAUAUCUGUUGGUUUUAUUAUUUUUAUUUCCGAAAGAUGAUUUCUUGUCAUCUGUUCUGUUGUUUUGUUUCCCCCCUCAGACCGUACAAUAGAUACGUUGUAAAGGACUCUGCCUAUUUUAAACCUCAAAUGAUCUUCUAGAAUAAAUACUUUAAGUCCCCGGAAAUUUGUAGUUGUUUGACUCUGGGUGGAUACCAAAACACCACCAUUGGCAUUCCUGCAUAGCUAAAAAAUAAUCCCUCUGUGGAAAAAAUACCCAAGAACUUCGAACUGAAAUACAUUUCUUUUCCCCCCAGAAGUAUUUUGAUUUAUAUAAUCUAUAUUUUGAUCUAUAAGUAAUUAGUUGUUUCUCCUUGUUUAUUGUCUGUUAUGAGGCCGCAGUAGGACAUUUAGGGAUUCUUUUUACAGCACCUUUUAAUCCAAUCAGUUAUUUCAACCAGCACAUUAUUUUGUUUUUAUUCACUAUAAGAAGCUAUCGUGUAAAUAAAAUGACAAAAAAUCAGCGCACUGUGAAAAUGUAUUUGUGCACCCUCAUUUUUUUUUUUUUUAUUUUAUAUUUCUACUGAAAAAAAUGAAAAUCCAAGACAUGUAGAUAGGCAUAGUAGUAUUAAUACUGUUAUAAUAAAAUAGUCACUGUAAUAAAACCUGGAAGAAACACUCCUUAUU
This is a messenger RNA of Tympanuchus pallidicinctus (lesser prairie-chicken), 2416 nucleotides long. RefSeq names its product homeobox A13 (gene HOXA13). Gene Ontology annotation, biological process: regulation of transcription by RNA polymerase II. The transcript is spliced from 2 exons. The record is from RefSeq and is a predicted model, not a curated record. The coding region runs from base 84 to 1001 and encodes 305 amino acids. Gene Ontology annotation, molecular function: RNA polymerase II cis-regulatory region sequence-specific DNA binding; DNA-binding transcription factor activity, RNA polymerase II-specific. NCBI's taxonomy places the organism in Eukaryota, Metazoa, Chordata, Aves, Galliformes, Phasianidae.